AGCAGAAGGCUUUGGUAACCAGGUUAGUGAAGGAGGGAACUGGAAAAAUCACUCUAGGAAUUGGUGAUGGUGCAAAUGAUGUUGGGAUGAUUCAAGAAGCAGACAUUGGUGUUGGCAUUAGCGGUGCAGAAGGAAUGCAGGCAGUGAUGGCUAGUGAUUUUGCUGUUGCACAGUUUCGGUUCUUGGAGCGACUUCUCGUUGUACAUGGGCACUGGUGCUACAAACGAAUUGCUCAGAUGAUAUGCUACUUCUUCUAUAAGAAUAUAGCUUUUGGCCUCACACUUUUUUACUUUGAGGUUUUCGCUGGAUUUUCUGGACAGUCGGUCUAUAAUGAUAUGUAUAUGAUUCUGUUCAAUGUGCUUCUUACCUCACUGCCUGUAAUUGCACUCGGAGUAUUCGAGCAGGACGUGUCUUCUGAAAUUUGCUUACAGUUUCCUGCACUGUACCAGCAAGGACCCAAAAACUUGUUCUUUGACUGGUAUAGAAUAAUUGGCUGGCUUGGCAACGGUGUCUACACCUCCCUCGUAAUUUUCUUCCUCAACAUUAUGUUCUUCUAUGAUCAAGCAUUCUGCGCUGAAGGCCAGACUGCUGAUUUGACUAUUCUUGGUACUUCAAUGUUUACCUGCAUCAUCUGGGCUGUCAACUGCCAGAUCGCGCUCACAAUGAGCCAUUUCACAUGGAUACAACAUGUUUUUAUUUGGGGGAGCAUAGCUGUUUGGUACCUAUCUCUUGUACUCUACGGUAUGAUAUUACCAGAUUAUGCUAAAUAUGCCUUCAGAAUCCUGCAGGAAGAGUUAGGUCCAUCGCCAAUCUAUUGGUGUACCACCCUCGUUGUAACUUUAGCCUGCAUUUUGCCUUACCUUGCCCACAUAGCUUUCCAGAGAUCGUUCCAUCCGAUGGAUCAUCACAUUAUUCAAGAAAUCAAGUAUUAUAAGAAAGACGUUAAAGAUGAGCGUAUGUGGAAGAGACAGCAAACUAAAGCAAGACAGAAGACAAAUAUCGGUUUCACAGCACGAGUAGAUGCCAAAAUUAGGAAUUUGAAAGGAAGGCUGCAGAAAAAGAAUGCACAGAUUGAGUAAACAUAAGCAUAACUGUGUGCAUUGCUUAUCUUCUUUGUUCUUUCGCAGGUUUUGAUUACUAACAGAAAUGGAGGUUGGCCAUUUUGCAAUUUUCCCGCCCUGGCCCUUCUAAUUUGAUUUGUAAGAUUCUUUUAUUGUCCAGUAUAGUGAUCAACAAAUGAGGUCAUUCAUUAGUUACGAAAUACUUUGGUUGCAGUGUACAAUAUUUAUACAUCCAUGUAUAGUUCUGAGAAAUAGCUAAUACACAUUUCUCUUGGUUUCUUA
Nicotiana tabacum (common tobacco) is the source of this 1343-nucleotide messenger RNA. Lineage: Eukaryota; Viridiplantae; Streptophyta; Magnoliopsida; Solanales; Solanaceae. The record is from RefSeq and is a predicted model, not a curated record.